Molecule: messenger RNA, 4329 nt
Organism: Peronospora matthiolae
Lineage: Eukaryota; Oomycota; Peronosporomycetes; Peronosporales; Peronosporaceae
Source: the annotation of a GenBank genome assembly
AUGAGUGCGCGGCGCGGUACUCGCUUGCGCCGCAAGCCCACGCCUAUCUAUCAGCUGGAGGACACGCGCGUCACUGCUGACGAAGGUAAAGACGGUGCAGAAGAAGACGAGAAGAACGCACUCCUUGCCGAUGAACGAAGCGAGGAAAGCAGCGACGACGAGCAACAGAGCAACGACGACGACGAGUUUACGCCAUUCGGCACAAGAGCUACGAGCACCCCUAAGGCAGCUCAAACGCCACGUGCUAAAGCAAGAUCCAGUCGACGGAAGCGCUCGCCGUGGAGUCAAACGAGGAGCGUGCGGUCAACUCAAGAGAGCAGACGGGGCAAGCAGCGAAGUGCUGCAGCAACAGUGCAAGCGACAGGGAGCGCCGCUGCAUGUCAAGCAAGUGCCAACGACCAAAAUCGUGAUGAUGGCGUCCCGUUAUUUGAGGCUGUUCGGAGUGGCAAAGCGCCACUGGAGAAGCUGCUGAGCGAGUGGCACGAUCGCUUUGAGCACGACGAGGACAAGGCGACGAGGAAAGUACUGGAGUUCGUGCUGCAGGCUUGUGGAAGCACUGGCCUGUGUCUUGAUCGGUCAGUUUCACUAGCUGGAUUGGAUAUGGAAAACGUGGUGAAUCGCAAACAAGAAGACUUAGAAAGCGCAAACGGAGAGUAUUGGAUCAUGUCUCGCGGAAGAGGUAUCAAGAAGUCGCAGCGUACUUUUGAGGAGUUCUGGGAAGCAUUUGUAAGCGAAUGCUAUGAAAGCGACAUCUUGUUUGCUGCUGAUGUGGCAAAGAAGAUGAUUGACUGGUUGACGACCUUAUCGAGCUCUGAACUUCGGCCUAUACGACACACGUGUACUGUUGCUGUAUUAGCGCUGGGCGCUGCGUUAGUGCGCACGACAGCGAGUAUUUCCGAACAACUGGCGAUUGCAAAGAGACAGCUCAAGGCAGAGACAAACUCGCCUGUUACGACUACACCUGGUACUCGCAAAAGCCUGAAUGUUCGUAAAGUGGCUUUUUUAAAGGAUAAUGAGGUGCUCUAUGAGAACCGGCUACAGCAGGUUCUGAAGCUCGUCAAUUCCAUAUUCACCGAAGUAGUGGUACAUCGGUAUCGCGACGUGAUGCCGGAGAUACGUGUGGUGAGCAUACAGUGCCUAGGCCAUUGGAUUACCACUCUACCCGACCAGUUUUUGAAGGAUAAUUUUCUGAAAUAUCUUGGCUGGUGCUUGAGCGACAAAGCAGCUGUGGUUCGCCUCGAAGUGGUUGCGAUAUUGUGCGAGUUGUACGAGAAUGAUACAUUUACGGAAAGAUUGGAGCCAUUUAAUUCUCGCUUCUUACCCCGUUACAUGGAACUCUGCAACGAUGUGGAUGACGCUGUCGUUGAGGAAAGCAUCCAUCUCCUUAUUGCGAUCGACAAGCACAAUCUCAUCAGCUCUGACGUUGAGCUUGCAGCUGUUGAAAAGCUUGUGUUCGAUGCUGAGCGUGAUAACAUUCGUAAAGCUGCUGCUGAGUUUGUAUGCCUUCAGUACGAUGCAUUCGGCGUUGCUGUUUCAAAGACGAAGAACGCGCAGUUGAAGAAAGAACAACUUAAUACUCAAGCAAUCGCUCUGGUAGAAUUUGCGGAGGAAUAUACCCAAAACCAUGGUGUACCAGAGAGCGCAGUGGAGACGCUUGUGGAUGCUUUUUGGGAGUUAGAUGAUUGCCCCGUGCUUCAGGACUGGAGGCUGAUGACUGAUUUGCUUCUAGUGGACAAGAGCGCGCCAGACCUGAGCGGCGAGCAGCAGACUAUCUUGCUACGGCUUCUUGUUGCGUCCGUACGCAAGCUGGUGGGAAAUGGUGCAAACCGGGGGGCUAGUGCCGCUGCAAAACGAGAAUCAGAGCAAUUGCAAGAAGAGAUCACUGUUGCGUACUGCAAAUACAUUCCUAGCUUGUUUGUUAUGUACCAAGCAGACUCCGACAAGCUGUCGUUGCUUUUACAGCUUAUUCCGAUGUUGUCGCUGAAGAGUGAGAUUAUUGGCCAUCACAGCAAUCACAUCAAAGAGCUUCUCGGGAAACUGAAGCACGCAUUCUUGUUACAUUCUGAUGAGGAGCUGCUAUCGAGUUUGUCGCUUUCCAUAGCACAUCUACUUCGGACAGAGCAUACUUCACUGAAACGGGAAGUUGAAGUGACCAUGCACGAGCUAGUCCAAGAGGUUAUGGAUAAAACUGAUUGGCUUUUGGAAUCCGAUUUGAAGCUGCACGACACGUUUGCGACUACCAGUGAUGGUGCGUCUACACCAAGAAACAAACGGGCCAGGAGUAACAAGAAGAGUGCAACGGUCAAGGAAAUGUCGGACGUCGAGUACGCCUUGCGCAUUGCUUUGUGCCGGCUCAAGUGUCUGGUGAGAUAUGUGAAUGUUCGGGGCCAUCUUCCCCCGGACUUAUCAUCUAUGCUGGGAAAAGAUAGCCAAACGUCUGCUUCAGAUCCACAGCAAGGGCGAAUGGAAAAGCUUGUUAUGGCGAUUGGCGAGUUAAUGUGUCGGCGUACCAAAUCGGUCUCCGAGCUACACGAAGAAUUUCGUCAUGUCGGCACAAUCACGCACGGUUUGACAAUAAUGUUUUUCGAUUUAUUGUGGAUCACCUUGCCGAUAUUUGAGACUGUUGCAGAAAAAAAGGCACGUGACUCCUCAGAAAAUGCGACUGAAGUUGCCGAAACCGCGGUAGAUCUUUCUACUCAGGUCCAGAUUCAGAAAGUAUGCCGAUCGCGAGCUACGCUUGAGGAGGCGUUGAUUUUGGUGUUGGAAAUGCACUUGGCUAGACCUAAUAAAGUAUGCGACGACAAGCAGACGCGAAAUGAAGAAGGUUCGGAACAUCAACUUGUGGAGUCAAUGGAAGAAAUUGACUUUGAAGACGAGGAAGUGGCUGCAUACGUAAAUGACGCUCAAUGUUUCGCAUUCACUACAUUUUGCGAUGCGCGGUGUUUGUUUGUAGAAAAGUUUCAGGAAGCAACAGCACCGUAUAACGCUCUGGAUUGGGACUUGCCGAAAGUGCUCAUUUUGCUUACGCAAAUGUAUUUCGAGAGGAAGAUGGAUGAAGCCGAAGAGGAAGAGCCGGAAUUCGAAGCUGACUUGGAACCGAACGAUCCCAAUAUUCUGAAGGAAAAAACGAGUGCUAUUCGCGAGUGGGACCAAAAGCAGCAACGGAAAGCUGAGCUGCUGGUUGCGCUUGGCCGAGUUUCACUUUGUAACCCAAGCAAGAAACAUCAGGCUGCGGCAGUUCUGCAGUACUUCACAUCGAGGGGCAAGCUGAGUGUGGAGGUGGUAAAGGCCUACGGAAAGCAAGUGAAAUCAGAUGCUCCCGUGCGUUACCUUGAAAUUCAAAUGACAUCACUUCGCCAACUAUAUAGCUCGAUUCUUGUGUGGCAGCAAAACAUUGAGGCAGCUGCAUCAGGAAACGGCUGCGACCAGGUUUUAGAGGAAGAAGACCUGCAGGACAAGGUGGAUGGCGGCAAACAGGAGCUAAAAGAGCUAGCAAGAAGGUUCAGUCAGUCUCUCGGUGUCGGGAAGAUUCCAGCAUCGCUGCGUGUGCCGUUUUUGCGCUUCUUACGUGAAGGCGUUCGCUAUUCUCUGGAGCAGCCGUCGCAGUUCGAGUUCUUGGAAACCAUGCGCGUAUACCUCUCGCAUUUGGACAAGUCGGGUAUGGUACAGUUGAGCAAUUAUUUUAUGGACCGACUACAAAGAGUCCGCGGUACACAUGACGACAGUGGAGACCUGGAUCCUAGGUGGCGGGCUGUAUCAGACUUUCAGUCAUCCAUUGCCUCUGGCAGCGUUGCGAGAGGAGGGACACGAGUGUCAACUGAAAUCAUGCACUCGCCUCCGUUGAAAAGUAGAGUGCGGUCUGCGAGCUCCGAGCCUACACCAAUGCAGACGACGUCCAUUGCAGAAGAGGGUGAGGAGGAGGAGGCGAACACACAUGAUGCAGAAACCGGACGAGAAAGAGCUGCUGGUGACCAAAAUGAUUCAAUGAUGAUUGCAGGCGGUAGUCCAGUCGAACAUCAUCAUCGACAAGGGCCACCAGUACAUGAGCGCACUACUGUGGCUGACUACGACACUAAUUCGACGCAGUCCUUGCAAAAUCGAAAGCGGCGUCAAGGCGAUCGCAACGAGAGUCCGGGCGGUAACAGCAAGGUGUCUGAGCACAGCAAAGGUGACGAUGAGCAUCGCAAUGAUUCCGAACAUGAAGAUAGUGUGGCGUUAUCUCGAAACGACCAGGAUGUGUCGUCAUUUGAGCGCAGAGGGGCGCUCGAUAGUCAGAAAGAGGCAGAGGAGAGCGCGGGAAGAACUCGGCAUAAACGACGUCGAGCGUGA